Molecule: messenger RNA, 714 nt
Organism: Adineta steineri
Lineage: Eukaryota; Metazoa; Rotifera; Eurotatoria; Adinetida; Adinetidae
Source: the annotation of a GenBank genome assembly
AUGAAAAUAAUAAAAAUAAUUCAUAUUCAUAAUUCAACUGUAGAUAUUAUUUGUUCUUCAAUAUCAAUUCUAUUAACUACUUAUAAACAAGUAUCUAUUAUUUUUGCAUGGCAACUUGAUCAAGUAUUAUUGAAUGAAAAUAAUGAUGAUUUAGCAUUGAAACAAAAUGAAGAACUUCUACGUGCAACACUAUCAUGUAUUCUUCAAAUAAUUCAAAGAUCAUCACCAUAUUUUUAUCCAUUUGUACACGUUCUUACAAAUAAUGCUCAAUUUAAUAAUGAUUCUAAUCUUAAUAUAAUUCCAUCACCAUUUAUUGGUCUUGCACGAAGUUUAAUAACUGAAUAUGAACGAAAUCGAUUAAAACUUACUGAUCUUCAAACAUCAUUAAAUAAUAAAUUAAUAUUUAUUUAUACUUUAAUAGAAUACAUGAUUAAUUCAAGAUAUUCAACUGAUACUUGUGAAGUUGUUCUUCGUCUUAAUCAUACAAAUCAAAAUGAAGUUCAACAUUUAACAUGGCAUUAUGAAAUGUUACAAAAAUAUGUUGAUGAUGAACAAGAGAAAUCUAAAUUCGAACAAAUUUCUAUUGUUCCUAAACGAGAAGUUGAUCAAAAAUUAUUUCGACCUUGUGUAUUACCAUCUCAUUUUCUUUCUAAAUUAGCAUGGAUUGAAGAAGAUAAAGAAAAAGAAUUAUUACCAUCAGAUAUGGUAGACUGA